Eimeria mitis is the source of this 1365-nucleotide messenger RNA. RefSeq lists its product as uncharacterized. The record is from RefSeq and is a predicted model, not a curated record. The transcript is spliced from 3 exons. The coding region runs from base 1 to 1365 and encodes 454 amino acids. Lineage: Eukaryota; Apicomplexa; Conoidasida; Eucoccidiorida; Eimeriidae.
AUGACAUCUUCAUUUCUUCGCUUCAGCGCCCUCCUGGGCGUUGUGCUGCUGCUGCUCCUCUCAUCCGUCUCAAGGGGCCCCGCUGCAGCAGCAGCAGCAGCAGCAGCAGCAACAACAGCAGCGGUUGAACCUCAGGAAGGAGAUGAGCUGCAGGGGUCGAGCCCUGGCGUUUCAGAUAGAUCCGCAUCAGCAGCAGCAGGAAAACCCGCAGCAGCAGCAGCAGCAGCAGCAGCAGCAGCAGAGCUGGAUGACCCGAUCCAUGUGGGACUAGAGGGGCACCGGGCGUCGCCGCCUCUUGACCUCGACGCUCUCUCUCAGAAUUUUGUGUUUCAGCUGUUCCCUGAGGCCUCGCCGCGCUCUGGCUGGCGCCGCCGGGGUGUACGUACAGCUCUGGUGGGUGCUGUUGGUUUAGCGGUGGCUGUGGCGCUGCAUCUGCUGCUGUACCAGCACGAGCAGCAGCAGAAACAGAAACAGCAGCAGCAGCAGCAGCAGGAGCAGCAGCAGGAGGGGGAGGAUCAGUCUUCUUCUGAUGCAGAAGAAGGAGCAGCAAGCGCAGCAGCAGCAGAUGCUGCUGCUGCUGCUAGCGAGGAGAAGCAAACAGGAAGAGAUAUGAAACGCACAGAAGGUGCUGCUGUUGUGUUUUUAGUUUUGUUGCUGUCUGGUUUAGCCGAGGUAAUGGGAGAUACAUUCUCUCGUUGGCGUCUGCGGCGACAGCAGCAGCAGCAGCAGCAGCAGCAGCAUGGGGAUUUGCUGCUGCAGUCUGGUUUCUUUUCUCGGGGUAGAAAGCGUGCAGCAGCAGGUGUUGCUGCUGCAGUAUUCUCGGGGUUGCUGCUGCUGCUGGGCUGUUUCUUUGGGCUUCCUGCUGCAGCAGCAAAAGCAGGAAAGGCCUCGCUUGUUGCUGGCAGCACCCUCGCGCUGCUGGGGGUUUUGUUGGUAACGAUCAAACACUGCAGCAGGCCCUGCAGCUACUCACUGCAGCAGCAGAUAUGGAUCAGCAGCAGCAGCAGCAUGGAUGCGGUGUCACCUGAAGAACAAAUAGGAGAUGCUGUUGCAGCUCUAACAACAGAUGCGAUGAAGCAGCUCGCAGAGGACGUGCAGAAGCACCCAGAGUUGCUGCUGCUAGCAGCAACGGUGCAGCAGCAACUGCAGCAGCAGCUGCAGCAGCAACUGCAGCACCAACGAAGAGGCAGCAGCAGCCAACAACCACCUCAACUCGAAGACAUUAUGGGUCUUGCUGCUGAUCAGCUGCAGCGCAGAUUGCUGCAGGAGGACUUUGGUGCUGCUGCUGCUACUGCAGAAGAUGCAGCAGCAGCAGCAGCAGCAGCAGCAGAAGCAGCAGCAGCAGCAGCAGGCAGGCCGCUCUAA